Hevea brasiliensis (rubber tree) is the source of this 717-nucleotide messenger RNA. RefSeq lists its product as uncharacterized. The record is from RefSeq and is a predicted model, not a curated record. The coding region runs from base 71 to 406 and encodes 111 amino acids. The transcript has 2 exons. NCBI's taxonomy places the organism in Eukaryota, Viridiplantae, Streptophyta, Magnoliopsida, Malpighiales, Euphorbiaceae.
AGAGGGCCAUUAAAGAGGGGUUUGACGAGUUGGAUCAAAGAAGAAGGAGAAGAAGAAGAUUGAAAUUAACAUGGAAGGGUCAUCAAAAAGGGAGGUAACAGAAGAAGGUGUUGGUCUUAUCUCUUAUGUUAAUCCUUGCUUUCUUUUUGAAGCUCUUCUCAAGUGUUUAGGUAUUGAAAAUAAAACCCAAGAAAGCUCUGCUUGUCCAAAUUCACAACAAAAAGAUCAUGAAGGUGAUGGCAAAUUUGACUGUGAAGGAAGUUCUCGAGAAUCCUCUUCGACUACAGAAAUGGACGCAUGUCCACCUUCAACAACAGAUCCCUCAACUACUACUGAUGAUCCUGUUCUUGCUGGAGCACCGCCAAGGCCAUCAGUAAGUACUGGGAAUGGUCCGCGGACUAAUUAAUUCCAGCUCAUCCUGAAUCCUUGGCUCUAACGCAUCCGUAGUCCUCAAGCUUUUCUUCAUUCUGGAAUUAAUGGCUAGGGCUAGCUAUGGCAAGUUGGUUUCCAUAGAUUUUUCUUCCUGUAGGCGUCUGUUCUUUCCUUUUCUUCCUCUUAUUCUUCACUGUUUUUGCGUGCACUCUCUCAUGCAUAGUCAUGUAAAUCGAUGCUCAUGAACACUACUGGUAGUUUGUUUGUUUUCCAUGGAAAUUGGGAAGUUCUUAUUAGAGAGUUUUAAUUUCAAAUAGCAAAUUUAUACAAAUGGCUUGAUUUCUA